AGGGUUCCGGUUCUUAAGCUAAAGGAUCCAACGACGGGUAUUUCAUGCGAUAUAUGUGUGAAUAAUAUGUUGGCGGUUGUGAACACGAAGCUGCUCCGGGAUUAUUCCCAAAUCGAUGUUAGGGUUCAACAGUUGGUCUUGAUUGUGAAGUAUUGGGCUAAAUCACGAAAAAUCAACGAAGCUUAUCGAGGAACUCUCUCUAGUUAUUCUUAUGUUUUGAUGUGCAUACAUUUCUUACAACAACGUUGGCCGGCCAUACUCCCGUGCUUGCAGAGAAUGGGGACUACUUAUUCAACAACUGCGGAGGAUAUCGAGUGCUCGUAUUUCGACCGUGUGAAAGAGCUGCGCAAUUUCGGGAUAAGAAACAGAGAGAAUCUAUCUCAACUAGUGUGGGCAUUUUUCCAUUAUUGGGCUUAUUGUCACGACUAUGUAAACGACGUCAUAUCAGUUCGAACGGGAGAUUUAUUAAGGUAGUAAUAAUUAA
Messenger RNA from Erythranthe guttata (spotted monkey flower), 484 nucleotides. NCBI's taxonomy places the organism in Eukaryota, Viridiplantae, Streptophyta, Magnoliopsida, Lamiales, Phrymaceae. The record is from RefSeq and is a predicted model, not a curated record.